AUGGCAUCAAUGGUGAGUACCGACUAAUAAACAACGCAGAAUAAAAAUUUUAAGAAUAAAAAUUUUAAACGCCAGGUUUUAUUAACACAGGGAUUCGUGAGUAUGAUCAAUUCGAUCAUUUACAACUUGAACUCAGCAAACUACAACGCCGGGUCCCGGAAAGCAAGGACACUACCGGUGACCACCAUAAGGGCAUCUAAUCGAUAUCGCUACAGCGAUUCACGUUCGAGUAAGAACGAUUAGCUAAACGAUAGUAAAAAUCGAGAGCGGAUAUUUUUUAGCGCGAUCAAUGAUCGUAAUUUCACGUGUAUUACAUCCCGUUUAGGCUUUGGCACGUCCGACACACGCAAAGUUAUACGCGAACCUUUGCGCAGACAUAAUUAGCAACGGCUUCGUCGGCGCGCGUCCUGGAUCUGGACAGGAGUUUCAGACCGCACUGCUACUGAUAUGCUACGACAAAAUGAAACAGUCUUGGGAGACUACGGCGGUACCGACACAAAAACUAUAAUAUUAAAUUCCGAUUCCCGUAUAUAGUAAUAUAUUAUGUUAUAAAUACGCAAUGAUUAUGUUUUAGGCGACGCAAUUCAAGGAGAAACGCGUGUCGGAUCGUCAAAUCAACUAUUUCUCAACAAACUGCGUGUACGUUUUCAAUAUCAAAAAAUAUAAUAAUAAAUAAAUUUAAUUUGGUAUUAUUUACGUGUUCUGUCGUUUUAUAGAUUUAUCGGUGAACUCUAUAAACUCGGCGUCUAUCCCGCAGUUAUUGUAUGGUCGUUCAUAAACAAAUUGGUGAAUAGACACAAUUGUGAUGUACAAGUCCGAUGCUUGUGCGCUCUCUUGACGUCGGUGGCACCGAAAUUGUCCGAGGUAAAAUACGCAUUUUUAAAAAAACAAAUUUAAUUAAAUAACAUCAUAAAUUGUGCACUCGACAUUAAUGCGUACUUUAUAAUUAAUGACCCAUAGACCUACACUAUGACGACCGCCAUGUCGUUGAAAAUGAAAAAAACUAUAGACGAAAUCAGGCAAACAUACUGGACCAACCGGAUUCGUGAACGUAUGAUUAUUAAUAAUUAAUUUUUGAAAAUUCUCUCCCGAAUCGAUCACAAAAUAUAUAUAUGGAAAUACAAAUGUCGAAUUUGUUUUACAGUUGAAAUGAAAAUUCUAAAUUUUUGAGACAUUUUUGUUUUAGCUAUCGAUCCGUACAACACGAAGGUUUAAAACGUUUAUAACUUUUUUUUCUUCUUUUUACUUUUGAAUUAAAGUUGGUAAUUUCGAUUUGAAUUUUUGAUUAUUUGUACAUUCUUCGUUUGAACAGGAUUUCAAAGCCAUUUUGGUUCUAGGAGAAACCGUAUACGAAAUAAUUGCAUUUUUUUUUUAAAUUGAUAUUUUAUAAUAUCAUAACAGGUCUAGACAAGUCGGCCAAGCAAAAACUACUCGUCAAUAGAGAAUGUUCUUUCGAACCGUCCGAUGACAAUUUACAAACCGCAGAGUUAAUAAUACACGCUGAUCCGUUGGAAAUACUUUUGAAGAUGACCAACAAAAUACACACCGAAGAAUCCUAUGUAAGUUAAAAUACGUUUUUAUAAUCGUACGCAUGGCAGUGUCGGACUACCGUAAAAAUGAUUUUAAUCUGUCGGUUCCAAAAGGCUAUAUAUUAUAUACAUUUUAUAAAAUUGUGCAGGACAUUGAACAAUUGUUAACGCCAUUUGUAAUCUCGUCGUUGGAGCGUGAUCAGGUGAGCCUGAUUAUUUCGCUGAAUCAUGCGGCGUUCGAUAACGGAGACGAGAAAAUGCGUACCGUUGCCGGCGUAUUAUUGGCCGACCUCGUAAACGCGGGGCGGCUAACGAAAUAUAACGUUGUCAAAGGGUACUCUAUUUAAACAAUAUCAUUAUUUUUGUAUCUGUUUUGUAGUCAACUAACUUCGAUCUCGAUAUACAAAAACUUAAUUCAGGUUUCACGUAAUGCUUAAGGCCAAAAAGGUCAACGAGCAAUAUCCUGAUGUACCGGAUUUGAUACAAGAAAUUAGAAAAGCGUUCGAGGACCGUUUAAUUGAAGCAAAUACGAUAAAAGAAACUUUUUACGGAGCUAAUGGGAUCUUCCAGUGGUUCGACUGCAGUUCAAACAAAGAAUUGAUUAACGCUGAAUUUUCGGAACUUCUGGUAAAUUUCGGAAGCAAAAUUCAUUUCAAAGAACGUCAUGUAAGUUAAAAUAUAUUCAAUGUUUUACGUUACAUCUUUACCGUGCAUAUUUAAUCGAUCCGUGUUUAACAAUGCAAACAUUAGUUCCUAUUCUUUUUAGUAUAUAUUAUGUAACGCUAAACUCAUUUUCAUUAAAAAUCCACCUGCGUCAUUUUGCAGCUAUACAAUUAUACAAUUUCCAAAAUGUUACACGAUAUCGUACGUCUAGUGAAGCCAGUUUUACUUUGCAUGUUAAAGCACGGCCAUGUAAACAUGAUCGUGUCAAUGAAUUAUACGGCAAUCCAUAGUCAAGAAAAAACCAUCCGCGUUAACGCCAGAAAUUUGUUGGCUAGACUCGUAUUGGCGGGAAGGUUACGAAAAACAUCAAUCAUUAAAGAGUACCUACAAACAAUAUUAUUUUUGUAUCGAUUGCCCCGUCAAAACUAACUCUGAUCUAAACAUCCAAAUAUCUGUUACAGGUUCUGCGAGAUACUCAUCGACGACGCAUCCAGUGAAUACUUCACUAACAUACCCGAAUUACUAGCCACUAUACGCACAGCGUUUAAAAAUGAAUUGUAA
Messenger RNA from Cinara cedri, 2753 nucleotides. The record is from the annotation of a GenBank genome assembly. Lineage: Eukaryota; Metazoa; Arthropoda; Insecta; Hemiptera; Aphididae.